AUGGGAUUUUGGUCUUUACUAUUUGUCGUCUCACAGUCAUGUGCGCAGAUAUUGCUUAUGUGUGCGACAGGGUAUAUUUGUGCUUAUAAGGGCAUAAUAAAUCCAACUGUGCAAAAGGGUAUAUCAGCAUUGUCAGUUGCAAUUCUGACGCCAUGUUAUCUUUUCUCACAAAUCGCACUCGCAAUUGAUAUCGAGAUGCUUGUUCGUCUUUGGCCAAUAGCAGCAUUCUUGAGUUUAUACGUUGUGGUAGGCACAAUGCUUGGACUGCUCGGUGGAAAAAUUCUACGAGUCUCUAAACCGGAAACUAACUUCAUCAUAGUCGCGAUUGUUUUCAAUAAUCUAACGAGCAUUAACGUGAGUCUGCUGAAAAAUUUGCAAGAUACCCCAGCUAUACAAUAUUUUCUAAUCGACGAGGAUGAUACCCCAGUUGAUGCAGUAAGACGCGGUAUUUCGUUCGCUUUAUUGGCCACUCUUCUCAGUAAUUUUCUUCGGAAACCAAUUUUGGCUAAGUUAAUAAAUAAAAUUUUGACGAUCGUAAAAGCUACACGCAAAAUGAUGAAUCCACCUCUCUACGCUGCGAUCGGUGCCUUAAUUGUUGGCACAAUACCGACAUUAAAAAGUCAAUUCUUUGGUUCAAAUGCGAUCCUUUAUCCGACAGUCACCACAACAAUGAUUAAUCUUGGAAAUCUCAUGAUUCCAGUAACGCUUCUGCUACUCGGCACACAACUCUACAACAAUCAACCAACGAGGAAAAAUAGCGAAUUUUUCCCGACGAUCGGUUGGGUCGCUUUGUCACGAUUCUUGCUUGUCCCUUUGUUGGGAAUUCCAUUGGUCUAUUUCACUAGAUCAUGGUAUAAUUAUUAUGACCCAAUGCUUUGGUUUGUGUUGAUGUUGCUCUCCACCAACCCAACCGCGAUUAACUGCGUUAAUAUCACACAUUUGACUGGGACAUUCGAAGAGGAAAUGUCUACACUAUUAUUCUAUACUUAUCUUAUCACGGCGCCAAUAUUGUCCUUUAUGGUAAUGCUUAUGAUUGUACUCAUCGAAAACGCGAAAUUAUCCUAG
Messenger RNA from Ambispora leptoticha, 1065 nucleotides. The record is from the annotation of a GenBank genome assembly. NCBI's taxonomy places the organism in Eukaryota, Fungi, Glomeromycota, Glomeromycetes, Archaeosporales, Ambisporaceae.